Molecule: messenger RNA, 448 nt
Organism: Rhizophagus irregularis DAOM 181602=DAOM 197198
Lineage: Eukaryota; Fungi; Glomeromycota; Glomeromycetes; Glomerales; Glomeraceae
Source: RefSeq, a predicted model, not a curated record
UGAAUUCUCCAGCAAAUUAACGUUAAAUAAUGGAUUUACUCCAAUUGGGGGCGAUAAUGAUGUUAAUCUGAUGAAUAACACCUCUAAUGAAGAGGUGAAUAGCGAAAGUGAUGAAGAAAAUUUUGUGCCAUUUGGAUAUGAGGCCUUACCACAAGACGAUGAGGAGGAGGAUGUACAAGAAAAUAAUGAUUUUGCAUUUCAACAAGAAGAACGACCAAAAGUAUUACAAAUUCACACAAAUGAUCAAGAUAAAAUUCCAGAUGACGAUUUGGCUGUGAUUAAUUCGAUUAUGAAAAAUAUUAAACUACCUGAUACUUCUAUACCUGAAUGGGCAAAAAGCAUACCUGAAGAAGCUUGGCUGCCUAUUGUAAUUAAUGAUGUUAAAUCGAAUAAUAAUACGUAAAUGUUUACGAAUAACGAUAUACUUUUGAAUAAUUAUGUAGAUUUA